AUGGCAUCGCCUGGGUCGAAGAAAAUUGUUCCCGCCGACGGAUCGGAGAAGAAAGUUUCCGGGAAUCUCGGAAAAAGCGGAGAUGCUAAUGACAGUGGAAGCAGCAGCCGUAGCAGCGGCGGAGAAGGAGGAACGUUUGAGUAUUUCGGUUGGGUCUAUCAUUUGGGUGCGAAUAAGAUCGGUCACGAGUAUUGCCAUCUUCGCUUCCUUUUCAUUAGAGGCAAAUAUGUUGAGAUGUACAAAAGAGAUCCUCACGAGAACCCAGACAUUAGACCUAUAAGGCGUGGUGUCAUAGGGCCUUCAAUGAUGGUUGAAGAGUUAGGACGUCGGAAAGUUAAUCAUGGGGAUAUGUAUGUCAUAAGGUUCUAUAACCGGUUGGACGAGUCAAAAAAGGGAGAAAUUGCUUGUGCUACCGCUGGAGAAGCCCUGAAAUGGGUUGAGGCUUUUGACGAAGCAAAACAACAGGCUGAAUAUGCACUAUCGAAAGGUGGAAGCACAAGAACAAAAUUAAGCAUGGAGGCCAACAUCAAUCUUGAAGGACAUCGACCUAGAGUUAGGCGUUAUGCUUUUGGGUUGAAAAAGCUUAUCCGAAUUGGACAAGGUCCGGAGACUCUUCUGAGGCAAUCCUCUACCUUGGUUAAUGAUGUUAGGAGUGAUGGUUUCUACGAGGGUGGUGACAAUGGAGAUGCAGUUGAGGCACAUGAAUGGAAAUGUGUUCGUACAAUUAAUGGUGUAAGGAUUUUUGAAGAUGUGGUCAACUUCAAGGCUGGUAGAGGAGUUCUAGUGAAAGCAGUUGCUGUAGUUGAAGCUAGUGCGGAUGCUGUGUUCGAAGUGAUUUCGAAGCUUGACAAACAUCAAAGAUACGAGUGGGAUACAGUAACAGGUGAUUCGGAAUUGAUAGACUCAUACGAGGGCCACUAUGAUGUUGUUUACUGCGUAUAUGAUCCUAAGUAUCUUUCACGUAUAUUUUGCAGUUGGCAAUCGAAGAGGGAUUUUAUCUUCUCUAGGCAAUGGGUACGUGGGCAAGAUGGGACAUAUACAAUCUUACAGUUUCCAGCAGUGCAUAAGAAACGGCCUCCAAAGUCUGGAUAUCGACGCACAGAGAUUACUCCAUCCACGUGGGAAAUCAGAAACUUGAAAAAGCGCACGGAUGCAGAACCUACCAGUUGUCUUGUAACACACAUGCUAGAAAUCCACUCCAAACGUUGGUGCAAAUGGAAGAGAACUAGCUACUCAAAGUUUGAAAAGACCAUUCCAUAUGCAUUACUCCUCCAAGUAGCAGGUCUGAAGGAGUACAUUGGAGCAAACCCAGCCUUCAAGUAUGAAACUUCCGCAACAGUUGUCCAGUCUAAGUCAUCAGAUGUUCCCAAUGCUGAAUAUGUAGAUGAGGAAAUGGAUGAGCAGUUUUAUGAUGCCACAGACUCAUCAUCUGACGAAGAGGAAAGCGAUGAAGAUGAUGAUGAGCAGGACAAAAAGGAGAUCAAAGUUAAACUGAAGAAUGUUUCAUGGGCAAUCGCUAGCUUAUCUUUGAAGCGGCCUAAAGCCCCAGGCGCAAGUAAUGUACUAGACGCUAGUGUUGGUCCUGUGAAUAUCGAUCCAAGCCAGCUCAAAGGAUCCCUGCGCAAAGGAAAUGGUGAUAAGGACUCAAAUUGCUGGAAUUCUCCUAGUGGCAUGGGGUUUAUGAUUAGGGGAAAGACCUAUCUAAAAGAUAGUGCAAAGGUGAUGGGUGGGCAGCCCCUUCUGACACUUGUAUCAGUGGAUUGGUUAAAAGUUGAUAAAGCUGUAGACAACAUUGCCCUGCAUCCAAAAUGUCUUGUCCAGUCAGAACCUGGGAAAAAGCUGCCAUUCAUCCUAGUCAUCAAUCUUCAGGUGCCAGCAAAGCCUAACUAUUGUUUAGUCAUGUACUAUGCUGCGGAUCGACCUGUAAGCGAGUCUUCGUCCCUCGGAAAAUUUAUAAAUGGGAGCGAUAGUUACCGUGACGCAAGAUUUAAGCUGAUUCCAAGUAUUGUUCAGGGAUAUUGGAUGGUCAAGCGAGCUGUUGGAACAAAAGCAUGCUUGCUUGGUAAAGCUGUAACCUGCAAGUACCUGAGCCAAGAUAAUUUUUUAGAGAUUGAUGUAGAUAUUGGAUCAUCGGCUGUUGCUAGGAGCGUUAUUGGUCUGGUCCUUGGUUAUGUCACAAGCCUCAUUGUUGAUCUCGCAAUAUUGAUUGAGGGAAAGGAGGAAACAGAUUUGCCAGAGUAUAUCCUUGGGACGGUUCGGCUUAACCGAAUAGAGCUGGAUUCAGCCGAAUCAUUUGAGGAAUGA
Molecule: messenger RNA, 2304 nt
Organism: Microthlaspi erraticum
Lineage: Eukaryota; Viridiplantae; Streptophyta; Magnoliopsida; Brassicales; Brassicaceae
Source: the annotation of a GenBank genome assembly